This is a messenger RNA of Rubroshorea leprosula, 1070 nucleotides long. The record is from the annotation of a GenBank genome assembly. NCBI's taxonomy places the organism in Eukaryota, Viridiplantae, Streptophyta, Magnoliopsida, Malvales, Dipterocarpaceae.
UAGCCCAAAGUUGUUUGGACCUCAGCCUAACUAAAAAGCCUUGCGGCUUCAUCCAUGCUCUCGAAUUCAAUUCAACGCCAAUUUCCUCUCUGGACGUAUCAAGUAGACAAGCAACUGCAAUUGGUGUAACUUUUCAUGAGUAAUUUCGAGGAGUUUGGAUGAGCUGAGAGUUAUAUUUUCACCUAGAUCUCUCAUUGAACUCUUUGCAAAAUAAAAGAAAAUGUUUAUGGCUGCUUGACCUGAGAGAUCAUUUUCUUGGUCACUAUGAUUGGGGUUAGGCAAACAUCACUUCUAUUCCGAAGAUGGGCACAUUCAUUGUCCCAGGAUGGUCCUACAGAAACCUUGAAGAUGAAGGUUGCUGAAUUGGAGAAGAUGAGGAAAAGGAUGAAAUCUAAAAAAAAUCAGUUGUUUGUGGAGGUUCCAGAGUCGAUAUCAUUCCUUGACACGGCCACACUGCCAAUGGUCCUUGCUGUUGCUGGAAUUGCUCUAUUUGCAAAGCUCCUCAUGAUGCAUGAUGAGUCAAAAUCCCAGGAAAUGAUUGAACGAAAAAUAAAAAAUGCUCCUCCUGGUCAAGGCACAGUCAGGAUGCUCACUCAUGAGGAGUGGGAGGAAUUUCGAGAAGUGAGACCAAGGACUCCUUUUGAAUCCAAGCUUGCACGUCCUAGUGCACGAAUAAGAACAGGAGAAACAGUACGAAUGGAGGACUUGAAGAAUUGGACAAUUGAUGUUUUAACAGAUGGACUUACACGCGCUGAAGAGAGUGUUAAAUCUGAUUCAAAGUGAUUUCAGUCUUGGUAUGAAUGCAGGGUAGAAGAAAAUCUUAAAUGACUUUGCCGCUUGAAGUUGAUACAGAAAGAGUGGUCAGAAAAUACAUCUGUAGCAUCUUGAAUCUCCCUUGAUUUAAAUAAGAUCAAUUGGUUUAUUGUCGCAUUAACAAUGUAAUUUUGUACAUUCCAUGCGAGUACUGUUGCACAAGCAGAUAAACUCGUGUAGACCCAUUUCUUUGUAUUCACCACAGACCGCACCUAAUUCUUGUCUUGCUGUUGCCAAGCCAACGAUCCAUUUCUUCA